UCUCUCCCUCCCUCUCUGCCUCCACGUCAGUCGCAGUCUGAGCUCCAGCCCCAGAAUUGAGGGGCUUUGUGGGACACCACUGUAAUAACAUGGGAGCUGAACAGAGCACAUAUACUGAUCAUAAACAUCCAGAAUCUCAUGUCUCAGCUUCACCAUCUCCAGCAAAGCAGAGGGCCAAAAUGGACGACAUCAUAGUUGUUGCCACAGGAACCCAGCAGCCUGCACGGACAACGUGGAAUGAUCCAGAUGUAAUUAAGCUGCAGGAAAUUCCCACCUUCCAACCUCUGCUUAAAGGGCUAUUAAGUGGUCAGACCACUCCCAGCACAAAUAAAUUGGAAAAACUAGACUCCCAGCAAGUAUUAAAGGUCUGUCUACGCUACCAGGAUCACCUACAUCAGUGUGCGGAGGCGGUCGCUUUUGAUCAGAACGCUCUUGUAAAGCGAAUCAAAGAGAUGGAUCUCUCUGUGGAAGCCUUGUUCACCAUUAUGCAGGAGCGGCAGAAGAGAUAUGCCAAGUAUGCUGAGCAAAUACAGAAGGUUAAUGAGAUGUCUGCUAUCCUCCGGCGCAUACAGAUGGGCAUAGAUCAAACUAUUCCAUUAAUGGAGAAACUCAAUAGCAUACUGCCAGAGAAUGAUCGACUUGAACACUUCAGCAUGAAGCCUGACAAAGAUUCAAAGUACCAAUAGACAAUCCAGAGUUGUGUCUCUCUAUCCUUUGCACUCCACGAAAAUCCUGCAGUUCAUUAGUCAGUGGGCUGAAACUCAUCUGAGGCUCAGAUGUUGAGAAAAAUGAAGCAUCAUUGCACUUGCAGGCACGCUGAUCACCAGUAGUAAUCUACUAUCUGCUGCUGCUUCAGAAUGAUUGGCAAUGCUCAAUAGACCUCCUGAUAGUACAAUAUAUAUGUGAAGCCAAUGGAUGGUUUCUCACAUACCAGCUGGAAAUGCAUUUUUGGUAACUCGAUGUGAUUUAUUAAUGAUUAGUAUCAAAUCCGUUGAGAAUUGGGGUGAAACAUCUGAGCCAAUUUGCACUUUUCCAAACACACUAGGAUUGCAGCAGCCACCAGAGUAGUUUAAUUAAUGCAUGCAAAGUAACAUGACAUUAAUACUCUCUGACUUGCAACUUCUCCACUUAGCUCCACUUACACCACCGCUUUGAUAUUGUUGUAGUGUGGGACACCAGUUACCUGUGCCUUGUUUGUCUGGUUGGCAUGGUCUUGACAGCUUGUGUUUAGCCAGUUCAUUUCUUCCCUCAUUUCCUGUUUUGUAAAGAGACAAGCUGUACUUGGAUAAAAUGCACAUUCACCUCCCCCAGUGUACUCAGGAACGUGACAAUGUAAUAAAAAAAUACUACUUGUGCAGUUUAAAACCAAUUAUGAAUGUCAGAACUUUCCACUGUCAAUGCAAUUCUGACUAUAGAAUUUGAAUUACAUUUGCUUCAAAUUACUUGUUGAUAUAGGUACAUGUUGCUUUGCAGGUUAGUUCAAAUAGAUGUAAACUUGAAUCUUGCGACUCAAAUUUUGGAAGUUCUUAAAAAUAAAACAUUUUACUUGACUUUUGAAAGGGGGAUAGCACUUAAGGGUAGUACUCGUUGAUACCCAGGUUUUGCACACUACCUACAGAUGAAAUGUGUUUAAUCACCAUGCCUUGUUACAUGGGGUGGAACUUUAAAACAAAAUGAUGCAAACACAUACAUGGGGAGGGAAGCAUUCUUGACUGGCCAGUAAAUAUGUAGACUUUGAUGAUUUGUGUGUAUUUACCAACCAGAAAAUAAUAACACUGGAGCUAUCAAUCAAGAAAUUAAGUCUUACAAUGUAUUGCCUCAAAGUAAUGAAGGGAAAGGGGAAAUACAAGCAAAAAGUGAAACAAACGUUUCCACUGUUAUAGAGCUAGUACAUACCAUCCACCUGUGGCAAGUCUGGUGACAGUCAUGCACUUUGUUCUGUGUUUCGUUAAUGUUUGCUUGUUCUUCAAUGAUGCUUAGUAACAUUUGUUAUCAAAGAAUUGCUACUGCUCUGGGCGUCACCUUCAGGGUUGAAAAUUGCUAACCUUCUGCUGUUAUCUAAACGGGUAUCAGGGAAAUUUUUUGGUGUGAGGUUGCAUUGUUCUGAGUGCAUGCCUUCACUGCUUUUCAGUUUAUUCCCUCCUGAAAAUCAACUCAAGUUUUGAUGUUCAUUUUGUUUUCAGUU
Callorhinchus milii (elephant shark) is the source of this 2185-nucleotide messenger RNA. RefSeq names its product BLOC-1 related complex subunit 5 (gene borcs5). The coding region runs from base 90 to 686 and encodes 198 amino acids. The transcript is spliced from 5 exons. Lineage: Eukaryota; Metazoa; Chordata; Chondrichthyes; Chimaeriformes; Callorhinchidae. The record is from RefSeq and is a predicted model, not a curated record. Gene Ontology annotation, biological process: lysosome localization; organelle transport along microtubule; positive regulation of anterograde synaptic vesicle transport. Gene Ontology annotation, cellular component: synaptic vesicle membrane; cytoplasmic side of lysosomal membrane; BORC complex.